ACCCCAACUAUUUCCUAUUCAUACUUAAUUCUCUCAACCUCAAGAAAAUCAGCAAUGACAAAACAAUACCAAGCUCUCUUUCUACUUUUCUCCGUCCCCUUCCUCUUCUCAUCGGAACUCACAGCUGCCAAAGUCAGCCCGGCCGGAACUUCUGCAAAAGCACUAAGCUUCAUUCAAUCCUCUUGCAAAUCCACAACGUACCAAUCCCUGUGCGUUGAAACUCUCUCGGUCUACGCCAAUACGAUCAACACAAGCCCUCGACGCAUCGUGGAUACAGCUAUCGCCGUGAGUCUUAACCAAGCGCUGUCCACGAAGCUCUUCCUCUCACACCUGACGAAAAGCCAGUUCCGAACCCUUGCGGACUGCCAACCAACAGCCGAUGUGUUCACUACAGAUUGCACGUGUUCUGUCCAAGAACUCCAAGAGGUGGUGCGUUGUACAACUUGGACCGAAUGCUUGUUUCACGUAAACAAUGCUGAAGUCUGUGCCAUUUCGGCUGAGAGUUAUAGCGUCGAGAAUAGUUGUUCCAGCCCCUUCGCGGGUCCGGUAAAGAUGUCAGUCCGGGGCCGGAUCUCUGAUGCGGUAAGAAAGUCACUCCAUGCCCGGUUCGCUAAGUUGCACCAUGAAAUAAACAAUGCCAAAAUGUUGUUCAAAGCCUUUCGUAAGAAUUAG
Molecule: messenger RNA, 672 nt
Organism: Camelina sativa (false flax)
Lineage: Eukaryota; Viridiplantae; Streptophyta; Magnoliopsida; Brassicales; Brassicaceae
Product: pectinesterase inhibitor 11-like
Biological process (GO): negative regulation of catalytic activity
Molecular function (GO): enzyme inhibitor activity
Source: RefSeq, a predicted model, not a curated record